CAUGGAAUGCGCUUUGCAGUCAGCGUAGUUAGAUGCAGGGGUGUGUAGGCUAGAUAGGGGGAUAUUUUCACAAGAUUGAAGAGCUAUUUUGGAAAAGUUUUUAUUUAGUAAUUAUAGAAAAACUGCAAAGUGCCAUCAAUAGCGCAAUGGUUGUUUAUCCAAUAAGUUAGUCUAAGAUACUGCUGUAGAUUAAAACUCUUUAACGUUAAGCCUAGUUUGGGAAGACAUAGGACUAAUAAGGCUAUUGUAUUUGAAAUUACUUGAGACACUCCAGCGGGAAAUGACACGGAAUGGAAAGGGUGGCUCUAAUGACAGAACCGGGGGAAACAAGCGUGAUGCCCCUACACCUGUUCGUCGUGUCGCUCGGACUCUUGUCAGCCCCAUAAAGUUUACCAACAAGGACAAGGACAGUCUCCAGAGGUUGGAAAAGAUCAAGAAAAUUCAUGACCAGAUUAGAGAAUCUGAGUCUGAGACCUCUCAUGAUGAAAGUGAUGAUUAUGAUGAGGAAGAAGAUGGAGUUCAGAACAACACACCUGCUCAUUAUCUGGACGGUGCUGGACGGAGGAUGGGAAGUUACCGAGUGGCUGCUGCAGUCCCCAGGAGCAUCAACACCACCAGCAGAAGGAUUGGCAGAAAUCAGCAUAAGCGCCCAGCAGGAAAUGAUUCUUCCUCUUCUGAUGAAGACGACAUGGACAGGUGCCUUCCCUUAAAUUUUAGAAAGGAGGACCUUGCAGGACUCCCUAAAGACAGGAUGAAGCCAGGAGCAAGCCUGGCUGAUGUGGACCCGGUCCAAGUCGACCAAUCAAUUGGCUUUGAUGCUGUUGGAGGUCUGACCAGCCAUAUCGCAGCUCUGAAGGAGAUGGUGGUUUUCCCUCUUCUGUACCCAGAGGUGUUUGAUAAAUUCAAGAUUGAAUCUCCAAAGGGCUGCUUAUUCUAUGGCCCACCUGGGACAGGGAAGACUCUGGUGGCUCGUGCCCUGGCCAAUGAGUGUAGCCAUGGGGACAGACGGGUGGCCUUCUUCAUGCGCAAGGGAGCGGACUGCCUGAGCAAAUGGGUGGGCGAGUCUGAGAGACAUCUGCGGCUUCUUUUUGACCAGGCUUACCAGAUGAGACCAUCGAUCAUAUUUUUUGAUGAGAUUGAUGGACUGGCCCCCGUCCGAUCCAGCCGACAGGACCAGAUACACAGCUCCAUUGUGUCCACUCUACUGGCCUUGAUGGAUGGGUUGGACAGUAGGGGAGAGGUUGUGGUCAUCGGUGCCACCAACAGGCUGGAUGCCAUCGACCCGGCACUGAGGAGACCAGGCCGAUUCGACAGGGAGUUUCUUUUUGGUCUGCCGGACAGAGAGGCUCGCAAGGAUAUCCUGAAGAUUUACACAAAACAGUGGAAACCCACACCGUCUGAUGCGUUCCUUGAGGAGCUCGCUGACAAGUGUGUUGGUUACUGUGGUGCCGACAUCAAGGCCGUGUGUGUCGAGGCUGCCCUAUGUGCCCUGCGCCGCCGCUACCCGCAGAUCUACCACUCCUCAGAGAAGCUUGUGCUCGACAUCUCCUCCAUUACCAUCAGCAGCUGCGACUUCGUGGCAGCCAUGCGCAAGCUGGUGCCUGCGUCGCAGCGCUCCAUGACGUCACCGGGGAAGGCGCUCACCCCCACCGUGCAGCCGCUGUUGGCCUCGGCGCUCAGUGACGUCCUGGAGACGCUGCAGAUGCUGUUCCCCCACACGGAGCAAGGACUCAAGAAGAAGAAGGAUGCAGAUCUCACCACUGCCAUCCUAGAUGAUGAUCUACUGUAUGCGGAUGAUGAGGGAACCUCCAGUGGAGCCAUCUACAGGAAGACCCCAGACAAAGGCAGUUUCCUCCAGACUAUGAGGAGUGCAGCGCUCCACCCCACCUCUCACCGGCCGCGGCUGCUUCUGUCUGGCCGCCCCGGCUCGGGGCAGACCACCCACCUGUCCCCUUCCGUGCUCCACGCCCUGGAGAAGUUCACCGUCUACACGCUGGACAUGGCCUCUCUGUUCGGGGACUGCACCACGUCUGCGGAGCAGGCCUGCUGUCAGAUAUUCUGUGAGGCCAAGAGAACGGUCCCCAGCAUCCUGUACAUGCCCCUGAUCGAGCAGUGCUGGGAUACGGUUAGCUCCGUGUUCAGGACCACCUUCCUCAGCCUCCUGCAGAACAUCCCUCCGUUCUCCCCCAUUCUGCUGCUCGCCACAACCAACCUGCCCCACAACAAACUGGACACACAGAUUCAGAAGCUGUUUAAGGAGGAGCUUGGAGAGGUGUACUGCUUAAGCCCUCCUUCCUCACAGGAGAGGAGGAAGUUCUUCGAGGACCUCAUCCUCUGUCAGGCUGCCAAAGCCCCCGCGGCUAAGAGAGAAGCUCUCCUGCAGGCGAUCGAGGUUCUGCCCAUAGCGCCGCCGCCUCCGCCCCGGCAGAUGUCCGAAAAGGAGCGUCAGCGUCUGGAGCAGCAAGAGGAGGACACUCUCCGAGAGCUCCGCCUCUUUCUGCGCAGCGUCAAUGACCGCCUCAUGCAGGACCGGCGCUUCAAGGCCUUCACCAAACCUGUGGACAAAGAACAGGUGCCAGACUAUCACUCUGUUGUUAAACAGCCCAUGGACCUUUCCACCGCACUCUCCAAGAUCGAUCAGCAGAAGUACACCACCGUCAGAGAAUACCUGCAUGAUAUUGACCUGAUAUGGAAGAACGCCCUUGAAUACAAUCCAGAAGAUGAUCCCUACGAUCGUCAGAUCCGUCACCGGGCCUGUGCCCUGAAGGACACGGUCCACGCCAUCAUCAAAUACGAGCUGGAGAAGGACUUUGAAAGGACCUGUGAGCAAAUCAAAGAAGCACGUGAAAAGAGAGGUCAUGGCAGAGUGCCAAAUAACCAGGAUAACUUUGCAGUGCCCAACAGCCCAAAGGCCAAACAGAAGAGAAAGAUGAAAGGUGAGCUUGAGGAGCCAGAGGUGGGGAAGCGGGGCAGGAUGACGCGCACCACCAAAACCCUGCUGGCGCAGCAACACCAGCUCAUCGACGUGGACAAAGCUCUGGAGUUCCUCGCCAAGAAAACUCCACAGCUGGUGGUGAAUCACGAUGGCCUCAAGGACUUACUAAAAUCUGUCGUUAUGAAGACUGAGGGAUUCGAAGUCUUUCAGCUUGAGAAGGUGUACGCCCUUCUGAGUCAGUGUAUCUACAGGCACCGCAAAGAGUAUAACAAAACUGAACUCAUCAAGGAAAUGAAAAGAGAAAUUGAAAGUCUUUCAUGACAUAUUGUGUUUUCUCAUUUGGCCUAAUAAAAUAUACAGCAUAUGACA
Messenger RNA from Alosa sapidissima (American shad), 3304 nucleotides. RefSeq names its product ATPase family AAA domain-containing protein 2-like. The transcript is spliced from 25 exons. Gene Ontology annotation, molecular function: ATP hydrolysis activity; chromatin binding; ATP binding. Gene Ontology annotation, biological process: positive regulation of transcription by RNA polymerase II. The record is from RefSeq and is a predicted model, not a curated record. Gene Ontology annotation, cellular component: nucleus. Bases 281 to 3256 code for a protein of 991 amino acids. NCBI's taxonomy places the organism in Eukaryota, Metazoa, Chordata, Actinopteri, Clupeiformes, Clupeidae.